CUUUAGACGACAUUGUUGCACUCAAACAGUUCGACAACCAGAGCUCGAUUCAGGUUUCGUUCCGAGGGUUUCCCGAGAACGGACUUCGCUUUCUUUGGAUCACACAGAAAGGUCUGCGGAGAAGAAUUACUCUUAAGGCAGAAGCUCUUCUUUCAAACUACAGGGUGACAAAGGCUAUUUCACUGCAAGGAAUGUUUGUCUGCAAGUUUGUAUGAUUUUGCAAUGUCUGGCCUACUCAAUUCAGGGCUCAAUGGAUCAUCUUCAAAUAUUCCAGACAAUGCGGGAAGACCUUUUGGAUCAUCCUUUUCUGUACAAUCUGCUUCCACUGCCCCUGUUUUUCAUCACACUGGAAGUGUUCAGGGACUACAUAACAUUCAUGGGAGCUUCAACAUUCCCAACAUGCCAGGCACACUUGCAUCAAGAAACUCUGCAAUGAACGGUGUCCCGUCAAAUGGUGCUCAACAACCUGUAGGAAGCCUUUCUUCUGGACGUUUCGCAUCGAACAAUCUUCAUGUUGCUCUUUCUCAGAUGUCUCAUGCCAGCUCACAUGGGCAUUCAGGGGUGACAAAUAGAGGAGGAUUGGGGGUCUCUCCAAUUUUAGGAAAUACUGGUCCUCGAAUUACAACCUCAAUGGGGAACAUUGUUGGUGCGAGCAACAUGGGGAGGAGCUUAAGUUCUGGUGGAGGACUGUCCAUGCCUGGUCUGGCUUCUCGAUUGAGUUUGGCGGGUAAUAGCGGGUCUGGUAGUCUUAGUGUUCAAGGGCCUAACAGAUUAAUGGGUGGCGUGCUUCCACAAGCACCGCAGGUGUUCUCAUUGCUAGGAAAUUCUUAUUCUGCUGGUGGCCCUCUGUCUCAAGGCCAAGUCCAAGGAGGGAAUAAUACCUUAAGUUCCAUGGGAAUGCUAAAUGAUGUUAACUCUAAUGACAAUUCUCCUUUUGAUAUAAAUGAUUUCCCUCAGUUAAGUGGACGCCCUAGUUCUGCCGGUAGUUCUCAAGGACAAUUGGGUUCACUACGGAAGCAGAGUGUUGGUGUUAUCCAACAAAAUCAAGAAUUCAGCAUCCAAAAUGAAGAUUUUCCAGCUUUACCUGGAUAUAAAGGUGGCAAUACUGAUUAUUCAAUGGAUUUACACCAGAAAGAACAACUUAAUGAUAAUGCCAUGUCAAUGAUGCAAUCCCAACACUUCCCCAUGGGGAGAUCAAGUGGCUUCAGCUUAGGAGGAACAUAUUCAUCUCAUCGCCAGCAACAACAGCAGCAAGCUCCAUCUGUAGGUGGUAGUGGGGUUUCCUUUGGAGCUGCAAACAACCAAGAUCUACUCCAUAUGCAUGGUUCUGAUCUAUUUCCAUCUUCCCAUGCAAGCUAUCACUCUCAGGUUCAAAACAAUGGGCCACCUAACAUAGGAUUGAGACCUGUUAACAAUCCCAAUUCAAUUUCUGGUAUGGGAUCCUAUGACCAGCUUAUUCAGCAGUAUCAACAGCUCCAGAGCCAGUCUCAGUUUCACAUGCAGCAAAUGUCGGCCGUGGGUCAGUCAUAUCGAGAUCAAAACCUGAAGGUUAUGCAGGCCAUGUCUGAUCGGUUUGGUUUACUUGGUUUAUUGGGUGUCAUAAAGAUGAGCAAUCCAAACCUAAAUUCUCUCGCUCUAGGAACUGAUCUGACUACUCUUGGGUUGAAUUUGAGUUCAACUAAUGAUAUUCACAAGAAGUUUGCUUCCCCCUGGUCUGAUGAGCCUGCUAAGGGAGAACAUGAGUACCAAGUGCCAGAGUGCUAUUAUGCUAAACCACCGCCUCAGCUACAUCAAGGUUACUUUUCAAAAUUCCAGCCAGAGACGUUGUUCUAUAUUUUUUAUAGCAUGCCGAAAGACGAGGCCCAGUUGUAUGCCGCUAAUGAAUUGUACAACAGAGGUUGGUUCUACCAUAGAGACCUACGGCUGUGGCUCAUCAGGGUCUCCAACAUGGAGCCUUUGGUUAAAACAAACACAUAUGAAAGAGGUUCCUAUCUCUGUUUUGAUCCAAAUACAUGCGAAACUGUUCGUAAGGAUAAUUUUGUCCUGCACUAUGAAUUGUUGGAGAAGAGACCAGUGUUGCCGCAACAUUAGCGAAAACAUUUUCCAUUUGUACAGUCAGUUGCUAGGUUGACAUGUCAAAAUAUAAUUGAAUUUUCUUUUAUAUUGACCAUACUUUUGAUUGUUGCAUUAUUUUUUUAGGCUUCCCUUGUAACUUGUAAGGCGACCUUUUUUUUCUUUGCCCC
Messenger RNA from Telopea speciosissima, 2243 nucleotides. RefSeq names its product probable NOT transcription complex subunit VIP2. The coding region runs from base 223 to 2091 and encodes 622 amino acids. Gene Ontology annotation, cellular component: CCR4-NOT core complex; P-body. NCBI's taxonomy places the organism in Eukaryota, Viridiplantae, Streptophyta, Magnoliopsida, Proteales, Proteaceae. Gene Ontology annotation, biological process: nuclear-transcribed mRNA poly(A) tail shortening; regulation of DNA-templated transcription. The transcript has 15 exons. The record is from RefSeq and is a predicted model, not a curated record.